This is a messenger RNA of Boleophthalmus pectinirostris (great blue-spotted mudskipper), 1286 nucleotides long. RefSeq lists its product as uncharacterized. The record is from RefSeq and is a predicted model, not a curated record. NCBI's taxonomy places the organism in Eukaryota, Metazoa, Chordata, Actinopteri, Gobiiformes, Gobiidae. The transcript has 7 exons. Bases 115 to 1047 code for a protein of 310 amino acids.
CACACAGGCCUCUGUCUGCUCAGUAUGAGGUCUGAACCAGGACUAAACCAGGACUAAACCAGGUCUAAACCAGGUCUAAACCAGGUCCAGACCAGGUUUACAGCAACAGAGAAAAUGCUUGUGUUGAUUCUGACGGUGGCGGCUGUGGCGGCUGAAGGACUUGAAUCUAGGACCUCCCCUAAGAGAACCCCAAGGCCGAGGAGCAGGGCGUCUGUUCGGGCAUCGACUGCUGGGACUGGUUACUGCCUGAAAACAGAAGACGAGGUGUCGGUGUCUGUGGGCGGGACGGUGGAGCUGACAGGGGCGGAGCUUGGUGUACUGGGGGUGGGGCCUGAUGUUCUGGGGGCGGAGCUUCCUGACGUGCGUUGGACCUGGAUGAAUGAGACUGAUUUUAAGAAGAAGGACAAGACUGGUUUUGUGGUGACACGGAAGCGUAAAGGGGAGUGCAAGAUGCACUGUGAUCUGCUGGAGGACGGAACUCUGCGACUCAAAGACGUUCGUAUCAGUGACAGCGGAGUGUACGAACAGGAAGUGUUCUACGCCGGCAAGUGCCUCAGCAAGAAGAGCAUCAGACUGACCGUAUAUGGGCACAAGCCCCGAGGGAGGAUAUACACAGGAGGGGAGGGGUCACAGCAGGUUUGGUCUCGAGGCUGGACUCCACUCGGUGUGAGUCUGAUCCUGAUCCUCCUCCUCAUCGUCAUCUUCAUCAGGAGGAAGAGGGCUUCAUCAGCGACUAAUCAGAGCAGAGAUAAAGAUCCUCAAUGUUUGGAGGAAAAUCUGUAUGUCCCAAUGUUCAGAGCCAAAGACCCGGAGAGCCAGAACCAGGACCAGACCCAGAAUAGCCCCAGAACCAAGUCCGAGAGUCAAUCUCCAUCUGACCCUGGUCCUCGAUGUUUGGAGGAAAACCUGUAUGCCUCGGUAUUCAGAGGCAAAAAUCUGGACAGGCAGACCCAGGACCAUACUCGGACCCUGAAUAGCCCCGAAACCAAGUCCGAGAGCCAAUCUCCAUCUGACCCUGGUGACAUAGAGGAGGACAUUUAUGUUUGAUCCUCCACAGCUCCAAGACCAGGUGGAUUGUGGGACAUUGUUAGUUUUCAGAUUCAGGAGCAGGAGACAAAGUUCAUUACUGAUUAUCAUUCUUUACCAUGAAACAUCCAAAAGGCAAAUGUUGAACCAGAUCAUUAGUGACUAGACCGAAGUGACCAGACCAAACUCACUUUACAAAGUCUGAAUAAAACGGUGGCCUAAGUGACAUGACCCACGGCGUUCAGCUUGCAGUAUUACAA